AUGAAGGCAGCAGAGAUCAGAUUGUCUCUACACAGACCUCUACAGCACAGAGAUCCACACAUGGCUCCUACAAUCACUGCAGCAAUGACCAACUCUCAGGAGCAUCUGACUCGGAGCCACAAGCUCAGAAAGCCUCUGGUGGAGAAGUUACGCAGAGAGAGAAUCAACAGCAGCAUCGAGCAGCUCAAGUCUCUCCUGGGUCCAGAGUUCCUCAACCAGCAGCCAGACUCCAAGCUGGAGAAAGCAGACAUCCUGGAGAUGACCGUUUGCUUCAUGACACAGCUGCUGCAGCAGAACCAGCAGCAGAGAAGACUGAUGAAGCACGUCCACAAGCUGCAGUCUUCCUCUGAGGAGAAGCUGAGAGAGGCUGACUUCUCUCCUCUGAGCUCCACAGUCCACAGCAGCAUCUCCAAAGACAAGAGUCCAGUCAGCAGCGCCCCCUGGAGGCCGUGGUAG
Limanda limanda (common dab) is the source of this 456-nucleotide messenger RNA. Its product is annotated as transcription factor HES-2-like. NCBI's taxonomy places the organism in Eukaryota, Metazoa, Chordata, Actinopteri, Pleuronectiformes, Pleuronectidae. The record is from RefSeq and is a predicted model, not a curated record. Gene Ontology annotation, biological process: regulation of neurogenesis; regulation of transcription by RNA polymerase II; anterior/posterior pattern specification. The transcript is spliced from 2 exons. Gene Ontology annotation, cellular component: nucleus. Gene Ontology annotation, molecular function: protein dimerization activity; DNA-binding transcription factor activity, RNA polymerase II-specific; RNA polymerase II cis-regulatory region sequence-specific DNA binding. Bases 1 to 456 code for a protein of 151 amino acids.